Messenger RNA from Budorcas taxicolor (takin), 1177 nucleotides. RefSeq names its product histone-lysine N-methyltransferase SETMAR-like. Lineage: Eukaryota; Metazoa; Chordata; Mammalia; Artiodactyla; Bovidae. Bases 113 to 1177 code for a protein of 354 amino acids. The transcript is spliced from 3 exons. Gene Ontology annotation, molecular function: nucleic acid binding. The record is from RefSeq and is a predicted model, not a curated record.
CAGCAGCUCGGGCGGCGGGAGGAGCGGCUGCGGUCAGGCUACUCGGCUUCGCGAAGGCUCUCGGCGCGCCGCGGCCUUCAGGCACACGGCUCUCGCCCGCCCCGUCGCCACGAUGCCCAAGAGGAAGGUCAUCUCCGCGGAGGGGUCAGUAAAGGAGGAGACUAUGGAAAUCAUGUUAGAGAAAAAGCAAAUUCGAGCGAUUUUCUUAUUUGAGUUCAAAAUGGGUCAUAAAGCAGCAGAGACAACUCGCAACAUCAACAAUGCAUUUGGCCCAGGAACUGCUAAGGAACGUACGGUGCAGUGGUGGUUUAAGAAGUUUCGCAAAGGAGAUGAGAGCCUCGAAGAUGACGAGCGUAGUGCACGGCCAUCAGAAGUUGACAACGACCAAUUAAGAGAAAUCAUUGAUGCCGAGCCUCUUAAAACUACACGAAAAAUUGCCGAAGAACUCAAGGUCAACCAUUCUACAGUCGUUCGGCAUUUGAAGCAAAUUGGAAAGGUGAAAAAGCUCAAUAAGUGGGUGCCUCAUGAGCUGACCGAAAUUCAAAAAAAUCGUCGUUUUGAAGUGUCAUCUUCUCUUAUUCUACGCAACAACAAUGAACCAUUUCUCGAUCGAAUUGUGACAUGCCACGAAAAGUGGAUUUUAUCUGAUAACCAGCGACCACCAGCUCAGAGAUUGGAUCGAGGGAAAACACUGAACUUGUACCAAAAAAAGAUCAUGGUCACUGUUUGGUGGUCUGCUGCCGGUCUUAUCCACUAUAGCUUUCUGAAUCCUGGCGAAACCAUUACAUCUGAGAAGUAUGCUCAACAAAUCAAUGAGAUGCACCAAAAACUACAAUACCUACAGCCAGCAUUGGUCAACAAAAAGGGCCCAGUUCUUCUCCACGACAACACUCGACCACAUGUCGCACAACCAGCCCUUCAGAAGUUUAAUGAAUUGGGCUACGAAGUUUUGCCUCAUCCACCAUAUUCACCUGACCUCUUACCAACAGACUACCACUUCUUCAAGCAUCUCGACAACUUUUUGCAGGGUAAACACUUCCACAACCAGCAGGAUGCAGAAAAUGCUUUCCAAGAAUUUGUUGAAUCCCGAAGCACAGGUUUUUACGCUACAGGAAUAAACGAACUUAUUUCUCGUUGGCAAAAAUGUGUUGAUUGUAAUGGUUCCUAUUUUGACUAA